AUGGGUUAUAGGGCUGUUUUGGUUGUGAUGAUUUUCAUGAUAAAGUCAGUGUGCAAGGUAAGCAGUGUUGGUAAGGAAGGUUGCCACCCUGAUGAUCUGAAGGCUCUAGAGGAUUUCAAAGCCAGGAUUACUUAUGACGAUUCACACCGGCUGAAGACAUGGACGGGAGUGAAUUGCAGCAAAUGGGAAGGCAUUUCCCGUGACAAUAUAACUGGUAGAGUCACGGAGAUUUCUCUCCCCGGCCCGAUUACCAAAGGUGGUGCUCCGGCGCAGACGACAAUGGUAGGCGAGUUAUCGCCUUCCUUACACCUUCUCAGCUCGCUUAGAGUGCUUGAUUUCAUAGGAAACCUCACUAAACUCAAGUCCCUAAAUCUUAACGGAAACCAGAUUUCUGGUCCAAUUCCCGAGUCUCUUGGAAAUCGCACCAGCCUUACUUUCCUAGAUCUUAGGUCAAACAAUAUUUCUGGUGCCAUUCCUGAACCCAUUAGUGAAAACUUGAUCAACUUGGAGACCUUGUUUCUAGGAAGUAAUUUUCUAACAGGACCUCUUCCAGAGAAUAUUGGCAACAUGCAAAAACUCGUAGAUGUUGAUCUGUCUAACAAUAAAAUACAGGGCGGAAUCCCAAAUUCGAUAGGCAAUCUGAAAUACAUGACCCGUAUCCUACUAAAUUCCAAUCUUCUCACCGGAAUCAUUCCUUCCUCCUUUGGUAACUUGCAAAAACUUGGUGUACUGGCACUUGGGCAUAAUCAGCUUGAAGGGACUAUCCCUUCUAGUUUAGGGAAUAUGCCUUCAUUACGGAAUUUAGAGCUAAGUUGGAACAACUUGUCUGGUAGAAUACCGAGCACUUUCGGCCGCCUAGCAAAACUUAUGUGGCUAAGUAUUGAUCAUAACAUGAUUGAAGGACCAUUGCCGGAAUCUUUCGGAAACUUGACGGGCCUUUCUAGAUUAGAUUUGAGUUACAAUCAGAUCAACUCUGUCCUGCCGGAACCAUUCGCAAAGAUUGGGUAUUUGUUUGUGCUGAUGCUGCAGAAUAAUCAGUUCACGGGUACAAUAUCUCAAACAUUCUUGAAUUUGAAGAAUCUCAGAGAGUUAAAUCUCUCAAAUAAUCUUCUUUCAGGGCAAAUUCCAUUCAGGAAGCCGCUGAUUGAUUUUCCUCCGAGCUCGUAUUCGGGGAACAGGGGAUUAUGCGGCGUACCUCUUGGCCCUUGUAGUAUUAGUCCUUCGCCAGCUUAUUAUCCCGAGCCUGAAACUAUGGGAUUUUCCUUUUGA
This is a messenger RNA of Oldenlandia corymbosa var. corymbosa, 1269 nucleotides long. Lineage: Eukaryota; Viridiplantae; Streptophyta; Magnoliopsida; Gentianales; Rubiaceae. The record is from the annotation of a GenBank genome assembly.